Messenger RNA from Sarcophilus harrisii (Tasmanian devil), 1615 nucleotides. It is a transcript of the gene ACMSD, whose product is annotated as aminocarboxymuconate semialdehyde decarboxylase. Gene Ontology annotation, cellular component: cytoplasm; cytosol. Bases 98 to 1108 code for a protein of 336 amino acids. The record is from RefSeq and is a predicted model, not a curated record. Lineage: Eukaryota; Metazoa; Chordata; Mammalia; Dasyuromorphia; Dasyuridae. Gene Ontology annotation, biological process: secondary metabolic process. The transcript has 10 exons. Gene Ontology annotation, molecular function: carboxy-lyase activity; hydrolase activity.
AUUAAAAUAACCUGAUUAACUCAAUGGCCUUCACAGGUAUCAUUGGAUAAAACAACAUCUUCUUCUUAACACCUAUCUUCAAUUGAUUUGUUUAAAGAUGAAAAUUGAUAUCCACAGUCAUAUUUUGCCUAAAGAAUGGCCUGACCUGAAAAAGAGAUAUGGCUACGGAGGAUGGGUGCAGCUCCAUCACGAUAGUAAGGGAGAAGCCAAAAUGAUGAAAGAUGGAAGACUCUUUCGAAUUGUCCAAGAAAACUGCUGGGAUCCAGUAGUUCGUAUUAGAGAAAUGGAUCAAACAGGAGUAACUGUCCAAGCUCUUUCUACAGUCCCUAUUAUGUUUAGCUACUGGGCCAAACCUCAUGAUACCUUAGACCUGUGCCAAAUUUUAAAUAACGACUUAGCUACAACUGUUGCAAAGUACCCAAAGAGGUUUGUUGGCUUGGGAACGUUGCCAAUGCAGGCUCCAGACCUGGCAGUGAAAGAGAUGCAUCGGUGUGUGAAGGAGCUGGGAUUUUCUGGAAUACAGAUUGGAUCCCACAUCAAUGAGUGGGACCUGAACUCCCAGGAGCUCUUCCCUGUCUAUGCUGCUGCAGAACAGCUGAACUGCUCCUUAUUUGUACACCCCUGGGACAUGCAGAUGGAUGGAAGAAUGGCCAAGUAUUGGCUUCCGUGGCUAGUGGGCAUGCCAGCAGAAACUACUAUAGCCAUUUGUUCCAUGAUUAUGGGAGGAGUGUUUAAGAAGUUUCCUAAACUUAAAGUGUGCUUUGCACAUGGAGGUGGUGCUUUUCCAUUCACAAUGGGUAGAAUAUCUCACGGAUUCAAUGUGCGCCCUGAUCUGUGUGCCCAAGACAACCCAAUUGACCCAAGGAAAUACCUUGGAUCUUUUUAUACGGAUUCCCUGGUUCAUGAUCCUCUGGCCCUGAAGCUGCUGACAGAAGUUAUAGGGAAGGAUAAAGUUCUUUUGGGGACUGAUUAUCCUUUUCCCCUGGGAGAUCUUGAAGGUGGAAAACUGAUAGAGUCUAUGGAGGAAUUUGAUGAUGAAACAAAGGAUAAACUCAAAGCUGGCAAUGCUUUGGCAUUUUUAGGUCUUGAGAAAAAACAAUUUGAAUGAUUGAAUUUACUACUGAGGAAAACUUUGGAGAAAAUCCUAUUUUCUCUGCUUCUAUAUGUAUCAGGUCUAUGUUGCUACAAAUUCUAUUGUGUACUCUAUUUCUAGAAAUAGAACAUAAAUUUAAAAAAUCAAUUAUUCAUGAUUAAAAUUAUCACUUUCUUCAUUUUUCCAUGAAGCAUUUCAUUCAAGAAAUGAAAGUCUGAGAAAUUAGUACAAUGUACCUGUUCCUCUCAAACCAUUCUAAUCUUAUGUGGCAGGAUAAUUAAACAUCUGGGGAAAGAUCCAAAAUGGUAAAUAGCCUUCCAGGUGACCUUCUUUUUAGGUACAUCUCUGUCUAUGGUAUCGUUGGGAAAUUGACACAUUCAAACAAAGAUAUCACAAGCUAUUUUACCAAGUUUGAAGACUAAUUCAAAAUAAAUUCAUUUGACAAAAUAAAAUAAUGAGAAAAUAAGGGAAUCAAAUCAGGGAUAAAAUAUUAUUGGCACCUAUUCCCAAAUAGCUAUUGUU